AUAAAACCGAGUCCUGCAGCCGGCACUUCUCAUUUAUCCAUCCAUCCAUCUCUCUUUCACCCUCUCACCUCAUCCAUAAGCCCACCAUGUCUGUCAAGGAGCGCACCUACAUCAUGAUCAAGCCCGACGGCGUGCAGCGCGGUCUCGUCGGCAACAUCAUCGGUCGCUUCGAGCAGCGCGGCUUUAAGCUGACCGCCCUCAAGCUGGUUCAUGCUACCCCGGAGCACCUCGAGAAGCACUACGCUGACCUCAAGGGCAAGCCUUUCUUCCCCGGCUUGAUCAAGUACAUGGCCUCGGGCCCUGUCGUUGCCAUGGUUUGGGAGGGUCUUGACGCGGUCAAGACCGGCCGUUCCAUGCUCGGCGCGACGAACCCGCUCGCGUCUGCACCUGGCACCAUCCGUGGUGAUUUCGCUCUCGCUGUCGGUCGCAACAUCUGCCACGGCUCCGACUCUGUCGAGAAUGCGGAGAAAGAGAUUGCUCUGUGGUUCCCUGAGGGUGUCGUCCAGUACAACCACGACUUGGCUCAGUGGAUCUUCGAGUAGAUGCAUCAAUAGGGAUUGAGUGGGGGACAGAAGUGUAAUAAACCUAGAAACAUCUGUAUUGUUUACUCAAGAAUUAGGGUCGUUUCUCGAUGGAAUGAGGUGGUGCGUCUUUGUUCAC
This is a messenger RNA of Postia placenta MAD-698-R-SB12, 660 nucleotides long. RefSeq lists its product as hypothetical. Bases 87 to 542 code for a protein of 151 amino acids. The transcript has 5 exons. Gene Ontology annotation, biological process: CTP biosynthetic process; GTP biosynthetic process; UTP biosynthetic process. The record is from RefSeq and is a predicted model, not a curated record. Lineage: Eukaryota; Fungi; Basidiomycota; Agaricomycetes; Polyporales; Adustoporiaceae. Gene Ontology annotation, molecular function: nucleoside diphosphate kinase activity.